This is a messenger RNA of Rotaria socialis, 1167 nucleotides long. NCBI's taxonomy places the organism in Eukaryota, Metazoa, Rotifera, Eurotatoria, Philodinida, Philodinidae. The record is from the annotation of a GenBank genome assembly.
AUGACAACAUUGAAAUAUAUUCGUCCGCUUUUUCGUUUUCUCAAUUGUUCCUCAACAUUGACAAGCCAACGCUUCAUUCAUAUUGAAAGACGUAAAGAUCAUGUGCGUUUGAUUGAUAAACAUGAUACCAUGGAUUUUCAUUAUAUUUGGUUACGACACAAUUGUCCAGCCAUAGGUAAAUCUAUUCAUCCGAAAACUGGCGAAAGAGUUGUGGAUUGCGCUGAAAUUCCAUCGAACAUUGAACCUGAACAAGUUGAAUUUGUUGAUAGUGAAAAUAAAUUGAAAAUUACUUGGUCAAAAGAUCACACAAGUUCAUUUGAUUUGUCAUAUUUAUUGGCAAAUGCAUAUGGAAAAAAUCGAAUCGAAGCUAAGAAACCACAAGGCAAAGUUGACGACAUUGAAAUCGUUUAUAAUAAAGAUCAAUACGACGCUUAUAUUAGAAGUUGUUCUGAAAGAUUAAAAAAAUUUGGGUUAGUGAUUGUUAGAAAACGUAGUUUAGAUACAGAGGAAAUCAUCAAAGACUUUUUACCAUGUGGCGCAUCUGUUGUCGAAACACAUUUUGGUCGUAUUGAAGAUUUACGUACAGAUAAUAUAACAAAUGAACAUACAGAUCAAUUAGGUUAUACAGAUGCAGCUAUUAAUCUACAUACAGAUCAGCCAUUUAUUGCUGAUCCGCCAGGUAUGCAAUUACUACAAUGUAUUCGUCGAGCAGACACGGGCGGAGCGAAUACGUUAGUAAAUGCUGCUCAUGCUGCAGUUUAUCUUCGUGAAAUCGAUCCAAACGCAUAUUAUUUAUUAACUACAGUACCGAUUCAUUUUCAUCGAAAACAAAAACAAUUCACUAGUCUUCAUGUUGGCCCAAUAAUUCAAACGGAGGGCGAUGAAAUAAAACAAAUUCGCCAUAGCUAUUUUACUCUAGCACCAUUUAAUUUUCCAUUUUGGUUAACAACAGCUUAUUAUGAUGCUUAUCGUAAAUAUGCAUCAAUUCUAUACGAUCCUCAAUGUCAGUAUAGAGUUACUUUGAACAGUGGAGAUUUCGUUAUGUAUGAUAAUUUUAAAAUGUUACAUGCCAGAGAUUCAUUUACUGGGCCAAGACAUCUACGCGGAAUUUAUUUUCGACAAACAGAUGUUUGGAAAAAACUUGCAAAAUUUGAUAAAGAAAAAUGA